ACAGCGUAAACUGUAAUUUAAUAAUGAAUUAAUUGCUAAAAAGUGAAAUUAUAGUGUUAUUAAGGCUUUUUAAUUAUAUUUUUAUAAUAAUACAGUGAAAACAUGUCACGAAAAACACGAACCGAUUAUAAUAAUAUCUUCGACAAUGGCUUGGAUAACAUGUCUGAUCUUGUCUAUGCGUUUACAAAGAAGAACAAACGAGUACAUAGAAUAUUUGACGACGAUGAUGACGAUGAACAGAUUAAUGAAAAGUCGUAUGGCUUGAGAUUAGUUUCAGUACAUGAGAAUGAGGCAACAACGAGUAAAGCAACUAGUGAUAAAGAAAAUGGAAGUCAAGAAUCUAAUAAAAAAAGCAUCACAAAUGUUAGACCCUUAUCUCCAGUUCAAAUUAUUGAAGCACCGCCUGAACAAAUCUUGGAAUCUCGUAGUCCUUUCAAGCAUCCAUCACAGCUUUCAAAUCGUCAGAAUAUCAGCUUGCGUAGAUCAUUAUUCUCACAGCCUAAGAACAAAAAUAAUGAUCUUAUAUGUUCAACUCCAAGUACUCGAAAUCAAGGUACAGUCAAUGACUUUUUUGGAGCAUCUAGUAGUAGAAUUGAAAGUUUAUCGCCAAUCCGAAAGGGAUUAUCAAAUACAGUUAUAUCCAUUGAUGAUUUAAAAGACAUUGAAUUAAUUCCUUCUGAAGAUAUUAACAAUAAGAAUGGUCAAAAUAGGGUAAUAGUUCAGUCACUCCACAAUAUUGAAAAGGAUUUAAGAGAACAGUUUCAAAUUGAUCAAGGAACACCUAAGAAAACGUACUCAAAAUCACUUGCUGGUGAUAAUUCACGACGUGUCAGUAGCGAAAGAAAAAAUCAUGAAUCGCCUUCACGUCAUUCAUUUCGCAGCGAGCCAAUUACACGCUCACAACCGACUACUCAAAAUUUUAGUGUUAUUUUAGAGCCAAUGGAAAUUAGCAAGGAUGCUGUUUCUAUGUACAGAAAAACACAAUUAAGUAGACUAAGUACAAGUAAUCGCACAAAUGUAAAUACUUUUAAUAUGAUUGAAACUCCAAUUGCACGACAAGCUAAGCAUCCGGUGAUUAAUGAUAGUUUGCUAACAAAGAAAUUGGCAUUAUGUGAAAGUGAUUCAGAAAUAACAGACGAUGAAAGUGAGCAUGCAGAAAUAUUAAGACAAUCAGCUAAACAAAGUCAGAAGCAAAAGACUGUCGAAACAAAUGAGCAUUUAACAAAUGAUGAGAGUGAUAAGACAGUUGAAUCUCCAAAGCGUCGUAAAAUUAGCCAGAAUAUAAGUUCUACUCCAAAAAAGGCACCUUUACGACGUCCAUCACAUAAAUCUGCAUCUACAAGACAAGAUCCAGUUGAAGUACAGAACAAUAUUACAAAUGAUGAUAGUGAUGAAGAGAAUCAACAAUUUGAACUAGUUGAAGUUAACAAUUCUAAAAUCAUCCAGGAAAUAGUAACAACUCCAAAAAAUCGUCCAUCAAGAAGACCAUCUUCAAUAGCUGUAAGUCAGAAAUCCAUCAGAAUUGACGAAGAAGCAAGAAAGUUUAAACUAUCAGGUCAAAAAUCAAAAAAAACUGAACAAGAAGUGCAUAAAGAUUCAUCUAAAAGCAGUGAUGAUGAUCGUCAUACUAGAAAUAGUCAGCAAGUGAAUGCAAGUCCAAAAAAGUUGCCACCCAAAGCUAAAAAAAUCGUCCAUGAACCUCAAAACAAUUCAGCAAGUGAGAGCGAGGAUGAACGAACAGCUAAAAAGGAUAAGAACCACAAGAAAAAUGUUAUUGAGCCAAAAAAGAAAGGACCUGAAAGGAAGAAUACAACAGAAGAAAGUGAAGAUAUGGUCAUGUCCGAAAGUGAGCCUGAAACAAAUAAAAAGGAACAUGCAUCGACUAAAACAAGUAAGCAAAUGAGCAUAUCCGAUAACAUCAGGAGAGGUCGUAAGUCCUCUAAAAGCACAAAGCAAAUGAUUUUGUCAGAAUUUAAAGAUGAAAGCACUCAACUGGAAUCUCGUAAAUCCAAUAGAAAUACUGAGCAAAUGAGCAUGUCUGAAGAGGAAUCAGAACUGAAAAUUGAUCCAAAAGAAAAUCGCAAAUCUAAAAGAAAUAAGAAGCACAAACAGUCUUUGGAAGUAGAUUUAACUGUACAUGAUGAGAAUAGUGAUAAAGAAUUGACAGGCAAUGAACAAGAGUCGCAGGAAUCUGAGGAUGAAACUCCACUUAAAGUACAAAAUGCUGCAAAGAAAGGUGACAAAAAAUCUCAAAAAGGCAAUAAAAAGCAAGUAAGUGAAAGUGAAGGAUCAGAAACUCAAUACAGCGAUGUGUCAUUAAGCAAUUAUACAGCUCUUGUAAAACCCAAACCUAAAACCCCAAUAAAAUCAAAGAAAUCAGGUGCUAAUGUCAAACCUGAUCCACCAAAAAAUAAGAAGUCUGUAAGUGAAAAUAGUGGAAGUGAUGAAGAGCCUUUAAAUCAAGCUGAAGAACCACAAUUUAAAAAGCCUGGAUUUUUCAAGAAAUCAAUUCGAGACACGAUUUUAUGCAAUUUGUCAAAUACCUCAGCUGGAUCUUUAGUUCCAACAGAAAUAAUUGAAUCAUUCCGUACACUCCAAAAGCCUGGGAAUAAUACAACAUCAAUAGUUCCAGAAUCAUCAAAAUUGGCAGUAUCAAAACGCACAAAGCAACGAAAUGCCAAUCCUAAUAAAGAUAAAAUCGCCAAAUAUCUUCAACUCGAAAAAAACGUCAAGCAUAAAAAGACCAAAAAUGAUGCAGCCAAGAGUCGUAAAAGAACUCUUUAUAAUCAAGCAUCAGAUCAUGAAGAUACAGUUAGUUCAGCAUCUACAGAAAAAGUUCCAGAUAUUGAUCCGAUUGAUCGUGAACUUACAGAAGAACUUAGUGCUGUUCGUCGAUCGAUUGAUACAAUGUCAAAUGCCAGUAGUCAGCCAUUUAAUGCUACAAUUCCUACACAAGAUCAUUAUAGUGAAAGUGAGGAGGAUGAAGCUCCAAUAAAGAAAGGAAAGCAUUCAGAAAAUCAAAAAGGUGUAGACGAAAGUGAUCAAGAGAUGGAAGAUGUUCAGCAAGCAACAAAAAGUCGUGAACGGUCUAAGAGAAAUAAAGAACCUGUGAAUGACACAAAUACAGUCAAUAAUAAUCAGGAUGUAGAAGAAGAAGGAAUAAAAACUCGAGGACGGUCCAAGAAAAAUAAAUUUCAAAAAGUACAGGCUAAGAAACAACAAACUACAGCUACAGAAGAGGUCCCAGAAGAUGAUUCGCGACAACAAGCUUCAAAAGUUGUCAAAAAGCCAAGAAUGGCAAGGGAAUUAAAGCAUUUAAUAAUAAAACCAGCUAGUAAGAGACAGAAUAACGCUAAAGACGACACUGAGCCACCAAUUAAAACUCGCAGACGAGCAGCAAGCAACACAAGUGAAGACAAUACCAGUGAAACAUCUAAAAAUACAGAUGAAGGAUUUCAGUCAAAUGAUGAAUAUGAUGACGUUUGGUAUGAUCCAAUGGAUAGAGGAUGUCAACGUACAGGACUUCGUGUACGUAAAUUUACCAAGUCAAGAGAUGGCAGAUUUGCAAUUCAGUACGGUGUAUUUACAAAGAAUGAUUCAAAGGCUAUUCAGUUACAAAAGCAGUACAAUAUUAAGGAAUCGGAAGUACAUGAGCCAACUUUAGCUCCAUAUAUACAGCCUGGCAAUCGAUUGGAAUUAGUCAAGUCUUUAAUAAUGGAAAAGAAGCUUCAAAAAAAAGGUCCACCAAAAAAGAAGGAAGUAAAGGCAAAUGUUGAGAAAGUAAAUGAUGGGGCAUCGACAAGUCACCAGGCAAUGGAUGUAGAUUCUAUGGCGUCUUUUGCAACAGCACGUACAAAUGAGACACAAUCGGGUGUCGUUACUAGACUUUUGGACAGCUUUAAUCGAAUUAAGGAUGAUAAUACAAAUCCGAUCAGUGUUAUGGAAACUGCUACUUAUGCUAUAUCACAGAUCAACAGGCUUAUAUGGCAUCCAAUUGGUGCUGGCGUUUUCUACAGUUCAUUCAAAGAAAACAGUUUCGAUGGAUUCUUGAAGAUUGUUAAAGGUGGAUAUAAAAAAGGAGCAAAAACAAAACUUGCUGUUGUGAAAAUGACACUUUUGUGUGGAGUUGUGGACAUCAAAAUCAAUGACACCAAAUUGCGAAUCGAGAAUUUAGGAUUUAUAACAAUUACUCGAGGGCAAUCAUAUAGAAUUAUGAAUGCGUCAGACGAGACAGCCAUAAUUCUGAUGACUAGACUAGAUGAUGAGGAAACGACAAGUCCGAAUCAAAAUUCUUCGUAACUAUAAAAUUUACUUCUGUCUAUAAAUUAUUGUUAUAUAAGGUGUCAUGACCUGCAUUUAUGUUGAUCACUUGAUGUUGCAUAUUGUUUGGCUUUCUGUUAAGUAUUAAUGUUCACGUAGAGUCUUGGAUUUAGAGAUUUAUGAGUAGCCAUAAAAUCUAGCAAGUCUGAAAAUAUUAAGGAUCUAUAAAGGAACCGAUUAUGUUGAUUUACUUUGAAAGAAAUUUUAUUUUAUUUUAUUUUUUUACUAAUAAUUUUUUGGAGCUUGAAUAAAAUUUUUUUGGAAGUAACCAAAAACCCAAAAUUACUAAAAUGAUGUAACAAACAAAAGAAAACGAGUUAAUUAGCCUUCUUUAAAUGGAUUCCAUUUGUGGCUGGUUGUACUGGAUUAUAAGCAAAUUUACUGAUGAUUGUGUACACUUUUGGGAAGUGUAGGACAAUGAAAUAAAUUGAAAAUAGAUAACAUCCAAUGAGUGAUGUUAAAAAGAGAUCAAAAACGGCUGGCUUGACAUUAUAGACAUUCAAUUUUGCUUCCUCGCCGUCAUAAAAGACAAAGUCUGGAUCACGGUCAGUGCUUAUGUCAUAAGUAACUUUAACAUUCUUAAGAAGCUUCUCGAAGGCAAGUUUAAGGUUGUUACUUUUGCUUAACGACUUUGGUGCUAUGUAAGGUCGCAUUGUCUUGUCAGUUAUUGUCAACGAUCCAGUAAAGAUUUCCUCAUUCUCGUCAUCAUUGAAAUUAAAUAUAUAGGAUGCUAAUGCUUCAGCUAGAAUUUUGGUAUUUGUUUGGAUAUUUUCAGUUAUUGCACUAUUUAAUUCACUUUCGGAAUUAAGGACACUAGUGGAUGUAUGGUCACUAAACAUUGAUGUCUUUAAUGGCUCUGAGUGAGAUUUUAAACUUGAUACUGUGAAUGAUGAGACACGCUUCAUGCUGAAUCUUUCGUGUGGGAAUUUAAAGAAGGAAUCAGCUAAAUUGAUCUUCUUAUGGACACUCUCGAGUGACUUUUGUGAAUAUUGCUUUGUUUUCUUCUCAAGAAUCUCAUAGAAUCGAUAGACACUUGUGCCUUCUUUUGGUGGCUUUGAAACAUGCAUGAAGAGAUCACCAAUUGACUCAGAGAAGCUCUCUAAGCAUAUUGCAAAUUCUAUGUUGUGAAUAUUCUCUUCAACAUUAUUUUCAAGCCAUUUCUUAGUUCCUUGAUAGUUUAAUAAACUUCCAGACUCAUCGAGGACGAAGACAAUUCGAUAUUUUGCUGAUGAUGUGACUUGAUUAUAAAGCUUACUAAAUAUAUCGGCUAAUGUUAACAUGAUUGUUGCAUCGAAAUUUGGUGGUUGACUAUUGGAUAUCCCAAAUGGCUUUAAUUGCGAUGAAAUGAUUAUUACUGGCAAUUUUGUUUGACUGUCUGUUGAUGAUUGCUUAAAUGGAAUUAAUUCUCCUUGAAUUAUUGGAAUACGACUAUCCUUUUUCGGUGAAUGAGAUCCAGACACAACAAUUUGAUAGCUAUUAGCUGAAAUCUUUUUAAAGAUCUCUGACAAUGCUGAUUGUUGCUUGGCACUUCCUUUUGAUGGAUUUUGAUUAAUCUCGGAUAUUAUUCUAUCAAUCUCUUCGUCAUAAUUUGAGAAAUAGACCGGAAUUGAAAUCUCUUCAACGAGCAUUGCUUGUUCGAGCAGGAAAUUACUUCUUUUUCCUCCAAACUGAGAUCCAGUAGAUUUUUUGGCAAUAAGACAAUUAAGCCACCAGCUUUCAGUCGUAUAUCCCUGAACUGAUCAAUCGUCAUAUCUUGAAAUCUAAAUAGAGUUAAUAAGUUAAUUUAAUUUACAGCUUCAAUUGAUGACCUAAAUUCACUUACCUUGCUAAAACACAUCCAUUUGGUAAAUAAACUGAAUUUAAUGGUCUAGCUUCUUUAUUUAUUGAUGAUGCACGACAUCCCAUGUUCACACCGGACGAAUCAAACUGGAUCUAUUAAUUAAUAACUAAUUAAAAUUGGAGUCUGCAAAUGAUGGAUUUAUGACCAAUAGAAAGACCAAAAAGUAUGGAAUCCAUUUAAGGUCAUUAAUUUCUUCUAUCAUCGUUACUUAAUAAAUUAUUUUAAUUUUUUUUGAUCAAAUCAGUCAGUUCUUCUAAAAGAAUAGUCAGUCACUCGUUUGAUUUAGGGCAUAAAACUACGCGUAUGGAAGUUUCCAAACCCUGAUUUCAAAAACUCUUGUUUACAAUUUAAAAAAGUUAAAUUUUCUUUAUUUUUGGGAUAAGUACAAUUAAUUACCUGCUGCAUCUGAUAAAUAACACAAGAAUUAACAUUAUUAAACAAGCGUUUAAUUAAGGCACCAACAAAAAGCAUGUCUAGUGAAGGAGCUAGUGUAGAAUUAUCAAGCUAUCGAGAUCAGCACUAUAAAGGAACAAGAUAUGAUCAAGAAAAACAGCUAAAAUUGACAUCCACACUUUAUGUUGGUAAUUUAGCAUUUUAUACAACAGAGGAACAAAUUUAUGAGCUCUUCUCACGUUGUGGUGAUGUCAGGAAGAUUGUAAUGGGAUUAGACAAGUUCAGGAAGACUCCCUGUGGCUUUUGCUUUGUAGAAUAUUACUUAAGAUCAGACGCAGAAGCAUCUAUGAGAUAUGUCAAUGGUACACGAUUAGAUGAUCGAAUUGUUCGUGUUGAUUGGGAUGCUGGAUUUAUAGAAGGCAGACAAUAUGGACGAGGAAAGAGUGGUGGACAAGUGAGAGAUGAAUACAGAACAGACUAUGAUUCAGGACGUGGUGGAUACGGCAAAGCUGUUGUAGUUAAUCAAAAAUAAGUCCAUUUAUGUCAUCUAAUGGAGCAUAUAAUUUAAUUAAAUAUGAUAAGAUUUUUUUCCCGAAGAAUUAAGCUAUGUACAUCUACAAACUCAAUAAUAAAUAAAAUUUUCUGGAUCUAUUUUAUAAGAAACAUUUAACGG
Molecule: messenger RNA, 7226 nt
Organism: Chironomus riparius
Lineage: Eukaryota; Metazoa; Arthropoda; Insecta; Diptera; Chironomidae
Source: the annotation of a GenBank genome assembly